GUGCCAUUUUUUCUAUUAAAAGCUCAAAGCUCCACGCAUCUGAAUUCUCAUCCUCUCGUUCGUCUCUACAAAUCGAAAAGCAAAUUAAAGUUUAGCAGAUUUCAUUGAGCAGGAAGAAGAAGAUGUCGUCUAUUGGAACCUCAAAGGGUGUAUUAGAGAUAGUAAAGUUCGCAGUAUACGUCUCAGUUCCAAUUGGUCUCAUGUACAUAUUCGCCAACAACAACAAAAAUCUUCAGAAAAUCAUGGGACAUCGUGAAUAUGUAGUUUAUCCUACAGAAACUGUAAGGCCCCAAUCGCCCGAGGAACUGAGGGAGAUUGCAAAAGAAAUAGGUCGGAAGAGAGAGAGGGACCAAGCAAUGCGGAGCUGAGGAAGAUGUGCAACCCACAAAACGAAGAGGC
Messenger RNA from Solanum stenotomum, 399 nucleotides. RefSeq lists its product as uncharacterized. Lineage: Eukaryota; Viridiplantae; Streptophyta; Magnoliopsida; Solanales; Solanaceae. Bases 123 to 368 code for a protein of 81 amino acids. Gene Ontology annotation, biological process: mitochondrial respiratory chain complex IV assembly. The record is from RefSeq and is a predicted model, not a curated record. The transcript is spliced from 2 exons. Gene Ontology annotation, cellular component: mitochondrion.